Polychytrium aggregatum is the source of this 1718-nucleotide messenger RNA. RefSeq lists its product as uncharacterized. Gene Ontology annotation, molecular function: aminomethyltransferase activity; protein binding. Gene Ontology annotation, biological process: glycine catabolic process. The coding region runs from base 229 to 1425 and encodes 398 amino acids. Gene Ontology annotation, cellular component: mitochondrion. The record is from RefSeq and is a predicted model, not a curated record. The transcript has 5 exons. Lineage: Eukaryota; Fungi; Chytridiomycota; Chytridiomycetes; Polychytriales.
CCUGCCCCCCAUCCUGCCUCUAAUGGCAAUCGCUUCCGUGCCACCACCGGAAACCGCCCAUGUCCCGACCACCGGAAAACGCAAACCCGCUGCUCCUAUAAAACCCGGCGAAACCCGCUCCUCCAUCGGCCAGCCAUCACACACCUUGGACUCGCCGGGCACUUGUCUUCUCGCCGCCUCCCGAUCUUCCCCCAGCUCUCCUCUCUGCUGAACCUGCACCCCAUCGCCAUGGCUCUCUUUGCGGCUUCCCGUCUCGGCGUCAAGAACGUUGUUCGAUCCUUUGCCUCGGCUGCUUCUUCGGCAGAGCUCAAGAAGACGGCCCUCUAUGACUUCCACGUCAAGAACGGCGGCAAGAUGGUCGAGUUUGCCGGCUGGGCCAUGCCCGUCCAGUACUCGAGCCUCGGCGUGUUGGCCUCGCACCACUGGACUCGCCAGAACGCCUCGAUCUUUGACGUUUCCCACAUGCUCCAGACCCGCUGGACCGGUAAGGACGCCGUCAAGUUCAUCGAGUCGCUGGUCGUCGCCGAUGUCCAGGGCCUGCCCGUGUCGGCCUCGACCCUCUCCCUCUUCACCAACGAGAAGGGCGGCAUCAUCGACGACACCGUCAUCAACCGCCAUGGCGAGAGCUCGCUCUAUGUCGUCUCCAACGCCGGCUGCGCCGACAAGGAUCUGGCCCACAUCCAUGCCCAGCUGGCCAAGUUCCAGAACCAGGGCGGCGACGUGGACGUCAAGGUCCUCGACGACGUCUCUCUGGUUGCUCUCCAGGGUCCCAAGGCUGCCUCGGUUGUCUCGAGCCUCACCAACAAGGAUCUCUCGAACUUUGCCUUCAUGAGCGGCCGCCAAAUGGACAUCAAGGGCAUCCCUGUUUACAUCUCUCGUCUCGGAUACACCGGCGAGGACGGAUUCGAGAUCUCCGUUCCCCAUUCCGAGGCCGUGGCCCUUACCGAGCAUCUUCUGGCCAGCCCCCACGUCGAGCUUGCCGGCCUCGGCGCUCGCGACAGUCUCCGUCUCGAGGCUGGUCUCUGCCUCUACGGCCAUGAUCUCGACGAGACUGUUACUCCCGUCGAGGGUGCCCUGGUCUGGACCAUUGGCCAGCGGCGGCGCGCCGAGGGCGGCUUCCUCGGUGCCGACAUCAUUCUGCCCCAGAUCAAGGGCGGCGUCAGCCGCAGAAGAAUCGGUCUCAUCGUCGAGGGUGCUCCUGCUCGUGAGGGCGCCGAGAUCCUCAACAGCAACCAGGAAGUCAUCGGCACCAUCACCUCGGGCUGCCCCUCUCCUGUCCUGAAGAAGAACGUGGCCAUGGGCUACAUCAAAAACGGAUUCCACAAAUCUGGAACCGAGGUGCUUGUCCGUGUCCGCGGCAAGGUUUCCAAGGGUGUCGUCACCAAGAUGCCCUUCGUUCCCCACAACUACUACCGCGGAGCCUGAGCGUCAGAGUCAUCCUGAUGCUUGACUCUCGCCGCAGCACAGUCCCCGUUCUUUCUUUCCCCACUUGCGAUGCUGAGGUCAUCGACCAUGCUUCCCCCUGCUCGGUCGUGAUGCUCGGUCGUGAAUCGCUCCUCAUUUGUGAUGCCCAGGCAUGGCUCUGUCAUCGCUGCUACCCAAUCGAUAGUGCAUCGUUCGCUCAUCCGUGUUGGUGCUCUCAGAGUCACAGACAGCGCCGUGAAUAUGCUGCCCCCGACCCGGAUAGAUCUUCAACAUGUGCAUCCGUCGCUCUUGCU